AAGUAUUGCCUAUAUUAUCACUAACACUUACGCCACACAGUCCUGCACAGGAGGUUUAAGAUCUGCAUGGCCUCUUUUUAACGUCAAGUCCAUUAAACAACUGCCACAGCACCUGUUCCUACCAUGUCAGAUACCGAGGAAAUAAUAGAAGAAUACGAAGAAGAGGAGGAAGAAGAAGAAGUACAAGAGGAAGAAAUACAGGAAGAAGAGGUAACAGAAAAAGAUCAUGAACAAGAAGCUGGCACAGAAGAAGGUGGAGAUGAAGAACAAGGAGAAGAAGAAUCAAAACCCAAGCCCAAACUUUUUAUGCCAGCCUUGAUUCCUCUGAAAAUUCCAGAUGGAGAAAAAGUCGAUUUUGAUGACAUUCACAGAAAACGCAUGGAAAAGGAUCUUACAGAACUUCAGACACUUAUCGAAGCUCACUUUGUAAAUCGCAAAAAAGAGGAAGAAGAACUUUUGUUUUUGUCUGACCGCAUGGAAAAAAGAAGAGCAGAACGAGCAGAACAGUUGAGGAUUCGAACAGAGAGAGAGAAGGAAAGGCAGGCCAGAGUAGCUGAAGAACGUGCUCGGAAGGAAGAAGAGGAAAAUCGGAAAAGAGCAGAAGAAGAUGUCAAGAAAAAGAAAGCGUUUUCCAAUAUGCUCCACUUUGGAGGCUACUUACAAAAAACAGAAAGGCGAGGAGGAAAAAAACAGACAGAGAGAGAGAAGAAAAAAAAGAUUUUAACUGAGAGAAAACAACCACUUAACAUUGAGAAUAUGAACCAAGAAAAUCUAAAAGCACAAGCUCAGUCUCUAUAUGAUCAGAUAUAUCAACUGGAGGCUGAGAAAUUUGACCUUCAAGAGAAAUUCAAACUGCAGAAAUAUGAGAUUAAUGUUCUGAUAAAUCGAGUCACUGACCACCAGAAACAGAAACUCGCUAAGGUUCCAAGGUCUGGCAAGGGAAUUCUAGGAGGAAGAUGGAAAUAAUCUGGAACAACGGACAGAUAUGAAAAGGAUGAAGUGGAAUCCUCCUGCAAUUCAAGCUUGUGAAUUCACAUUUUACUCCCUUCAUGACACAUAAAUGUUCAUGUUUUUUUUUUCAUUGCACAUAGAUAGCUUAAAAGCAGUUUACAAAUUAGCUUACUCUACAAUUGAAAAAUGGUUGAAUUUUAGUAGAAAAAUUACUUUCUAGGUUAACCAUCCCAGUUGGAAUCUGCAAAAUAGGGAGUGGAUUCAAAAAAUGUAUGCAACACGUGCCACAGAACACCUUUUCCUCUCCACCCCAUCAUGGCACCUGGAGGAUUGUGGCCAUCACUGUAGUAGCUUGGGCUACUACAGUGAUUCACUGCUUCAGUUUGUGAAUGAACAGGAAGCUGCUCAGCACAGAGCACUUCCCAAUCAUUUGCUGUGCAG
This is a messenger RNA of Rana temporaria (common frog), 1392 nucleotides long. It is a transcript of the gene TNNT2, whose product is annotated as troponin T2, cardiac type. Gene Ontology annotation, cellular component: troponin complex. The transcript is spliced from 15 exons. The record is from RefSeq and is a predicted model, not a curated record. NCBI's taxonomy places the organism in Eukaryota, Metazoa, Chordata, Amphibia, Anura, Ranidae. Gene Ontology annotation, biological process: cardiac muscle contraction; sarcomere organization; regulation of muscle contraction. The coding region runs from base 124 to 966 and encodes 280 amino acids. Gene Ontology annotation, molecular function: tropomyosin binding; troponin C binding; troponin I binding.